AUGGAAAGGAUCGAGCUUGUGAAGGGCAUAGAGGCAAAUGCAGAAAGGAUUCUGGAGGACUUUACCGAGAUUCUCCAGUAUCUGAGGUCCGGAGGUUCCGACAAGUGCGACGAGGUCCAGAACUUGCUUUUUGCGAGCCGGAGAACGGUGGACCUCAUUGAUUCUGCUCUGGAAAUGUAUCAUUAUUUUGUAAGACUAAAGUAUCUUACUGCUGACGUCGAGAAGCCUGAGGCGAUGGAUAAGAGAGAUGGGGGCAAGAUGCUUGCGAACAUGUUUGGAGAGUUGAACGCGAAUUUAGGAGUCUAG
Encephalitozoon cuniculi GB-M1 is the source of this 306-nucleotide messenger RNA. RefSeq lists its product as uncharacterized. Bases 1 to 306 code for a protein of 101 amino acids. NCBI's taxonomy places the organism in Eukaryota, Fungi, Microsporidia, Unikaryonidae. The record is from RefSeq and is marked provisional. The transcript has a single exon.